Messenger RNA from Myotis brandtii (Brandt's bat), 1136 nucleotides. RefSeq names its product IMP4, U3 small nucleolar ribonucleoprotein (gene IMP4). NCBI's taxonomy places the organism in Eukaryota, Metazoa, Chordata, Mammalia, Chiroptera, Vespertilionidae. The coding region runs from base 102 to 1121 and encodes 339 amino acids. Gene Ontology annotation, biological process: rRNA processing. The record is from RefSeq and is a predicted model, not a curated record. Gene Ontology annotation, cellular component: small-subunit processome; nucleolus; Mpp10 complex. The transcript is spliced from 9 exons. Gene Ontology annotation, molecular function: rRNA primary transcript binding; snoRNA binding.
AGUGAACCUACCACUUUCUUGGUUGAGGGCGGAAGCGAGGACUGCGUAGUGCUGGCAGCUCUCGCAGAUUCUCCGAAACCCACGUGGAAGCGGCGCCCAGGAUGUUGCGCCGUGAGGCGCGCCUUCGCCGCGAGUACCUCUACCGCAAGGCCCGCGAGGAGGCGCAGCGCGCCGCCUACGAGAGGAAGGAGAAGGUGCGGCGCGCGCUCGAAGAGAACCGCCUGAUCCCCACGGAGUUACGUAGGGAGGCUUUGGCCUUACAUGGUUCCCUGGAGUUUGACGACGCUGGUGGUGAAGGUGUGACCAGUCAUGUGGAUGAUGAAUAUCGAUGGGCAGGGGUUGAGGAUCCCAAGGUCAUGAUCACGACUUCCCGAGACCCCAGUUCACGCCUCAAGAUGUUUGCAAAGGAGCUGAAGUUGGUGUUUCCUGGUGCCCAGCGCAUGAACCGUGGCCGACAUGAGGUGGGGGCACUGGUGCGAGCCUGCAAAGCUAAUGGUGUCACCGACCUGAUAGUUAUCCAUGAGCAUCGUGGCACACCUGUGGGGUUCAUUGUCAGUCACCUGCCCUUUGGCCCCACUGCUUACUUCACACUAUGCAAUGUGCUUAUGCGGCAUGACAUCCCUGACCUGGGCACCGUGUCAGAGGCCAAACCUCACCUCAUCAUUCAUGGCUUCUCCUCCCGUCUGGGCAAGCGGGUCUCUGACAUACUUCGUUACCUGUUCCCUGUGCCCAAAGAAGACAGCCAUCGGGUCAUCACCUUUGCAAACCAGAAUGACUACAUCUCCUUCCGACACCAUGUGUACAGGAAGACCAACCACCGCAAUGUGGAGCUGACCGAGGUUGGCCCUCGCUUUGAGCUCAAGUGUGAGUUUGGACUUUAUCUCAGUAUACUUCGAAUUGUAGAGAAAAUGCUGGGAGGACACACUUACCUUCUGCCUAUUCCCUUGCUGCCGUGCCCCCAAGGGGAAAAGAAGCGACUGCUCUUUAGCCAGCCUCAGUUCAGCUUAGACCAGCCUCAGUUCACCCUUAGGCCAGUGGAUAAGGGUGUCUCCAGCACAGGCAUCACAGGCAGGCACGGACCACGUGGUCCCCAAUACUUAUGCUGCCUACCGGAUGUUUAAUGGACAUGAUGCUGG